UUAAAAUUAAUUCACAUGAGUAAGGGGAAUAUUUUAUUUAUCUUUCUCAGUAAAACAUCUGCAAUCAAUUAUCAUGUAGCAGUACUUAUCGGUUGAUGCAAAGAAGACGGUUUUUGUGGAGGAAGAGAGAUCGGGGGAAAGAGAAAGAAAUAAUAAUGUCUGCAUCUGCAUUGUUCGUGUAUCGUAAUAUUGAAAAAAAUGAACAGUGUUUUUCUUCUAAUUAUUAUAAAGGUAAUAUAGGGAUUAAAAAAUAUUUCAACGAAAAAUUAACGAAAAGAGGUGCUUAUCUCACAGUCAUAAUACAGGAGGUCUUUAUCACAGACUUAUAAUUUAUGGUCCACUCUCUCUGCUCAUUAAUCCUGUCUUUGCCGUUUGAAAGAAAGAGGAUUUUAGUUACAGUUUCGUUAUAGCCUCCCUUGACCCUCUUGCAUCUCCAUCAAUCUGUCAGGCCAAUCCGUGAAACCAUGCCUCUUCUCCCUGGACUAGGACGUUCCACUAGAUCAGACACGCCAUGAGUGACGCUCAAAGCGCCUCCUCUUCCGAUGCCGAUUUCGCUUCCAUCCCUGCCACUCAGCAGAAUGGUGGGCGGAGCCCGAUAAGUGAUGAUGGGAGCCAAACGUUGUCCCACGGAAGGACCCCUGAACCGUCGAGGCACUGGAGGGAUGUUUUCUGGUUAGGAAUAUUCACUGUGCAUUUGGUGGGCUUGGGAUUCCUUCUUGCGAUUCUGGGACUCAAUAGGUUUAAGAAAGCAGAUAGGCUUAAUAUUGACAAGUACACAAACAGGAUACUUGAGAAUCAGGCCGGAUUGACCGAGACUUACUGGCCCUUGUACGCUGUCGCCGGCGGAGUUGGUACAAUUCUCGGAUGGAUUUGGCUGUCCUUACUUGGGUCUCGGGCGAAUCAGAUGAUGAAGGUGUCGGUUCACAUCUUGACUACGUAUCUAGCUGUGAUAAGCGUCUUGUGUUUCUGGGGCGAUCAGGUCUUCUGGGGUAUUGCCUUUGCUAUUGCCGCGAGUCUGCAGUUUUUGUAUGUGGUAUCGGUUAUAGACAGACUUCCCUUCUCCCUUCUGGUGUUGCAAAAAGCUGUAAAAAUGGCAUGGAGCCUUCCAGAAGUUAUGAGAGUAGCUUAUGCGUUUAUGGUUAUCAUGCUAUUAUGGAUGGUAAUCUGGUCCUUUGGAGCAGCUGGGGUUGUUGCUUCAAGCAUGGGUGAUGGUGGACGCCGGUGGCUCCUUGUGGUUCUUUCUGUGAGUUUAUUCUGGACAGGUGCUGUUCUCUGUAAUACAGUUCAUGUGAUUGUAUCUGGAAUAUUCUUUCUUGUUCUCAUCCAUGGUGGCCGAGAAGCAGCAUCAAUGCCUCCCAAGCCCUUGGCAAAGUCUUUGAAGCAUGCUAUGACAACUUCAUUCGGAAGCAUCUGCUAUGGAUCACUGUUUACAGCUGCUAUUCGAACAUUGCGAUGGGAGAUCAGGGGAUUGCGAUCAAAGAUUGGCAAUAAUGAGUGUUUGCUUUGCUGUGUGGACUUUUUGUUUCAUCUUGUGGAGACACUAGUUCGCUUUUUUAAUAAAUAUGCAUAUGUCCAGAUAGCAGUUUAUGGAAAAAGCUUCAAUCGUUCAGCAAGGGAUGCCUGGGAGUUAUUCCAGUCGACUGGUGUUGAGGCACUUAUUGCCUAUGAUUGUUCAGGAGCUGUUCUAUUGAUGGGCACCAUCCUGGGCGGGCUUAUUACUGGAACCUGUUCAGGAACUUGGGCAUGGUUUAAAUCAAGUGACAGGGUGAUUAUGGUUGGCUCCACAGCUAUGUUAAUGGGGAUGAUCUUGGUGGGACUUUCAAUGGUGGUGGUGGAAAGUGCUGUUACGUCCAUAUAUAUCUGCUAUGCAGAAGAUCCUUUAUUAAUUAACAGAUGGGAUGCUGAAUUCUUCAAUCAGAUGUCAGAGGCACUUCACCAGCGUUUGCAGCAUAGAAGUGCAAGAGCACGGGAAGUAUUGACCCAUAAUCGUACUGAUUUCCAAACUCAUGAUUCACCCCCUGUUUAAGGUUAACUAAUUUGUAUUGCAGAAUGCAGUGUAAUUAAUUUAUCAAAAAAUGCAGAGUAAUUAAUAUAAAUAUAUCAGUUUUUACUGAUCCAUGCUCAA
Messenger RNA from Nelumbo nucifera (sacred lotus), 2125 nucleotides. RefSeq lists its product as uncharacterized. Gene Ontology annotation, biological process: transmembrane transport. Gene Ontology annotation, cellular component: membrane. The record is from RefSeq and is a predicted model, not a curated record. Gene Ontology annotation, molecular function: transmembrane transporter activity. NCBI's taxonomy places the organism in Eukaryota, Viridiplantae, Streptophyta, Magnoliopsida, Proteales, Nelumbonaceae.